UUCGCUUCUAUAUCCCUUGUACAAGACGUCAGACUUUUUUUGUUUCCAGAAAUACGUUCGAGUAAGUUGAACAGACAAACCAAGUGAUUAUUUACAAACGCCUCUUGUACGAGCAACACACAAGACACGCAGGUGUGCGGCCUUGGAAGUUCAGCUUGCAGAGACCUCAUGUCAAUAAAUAGUCACGCGUUUUAUAGGUUAUGCAAGGUUCAGGUUCAGGUUAUGUUCAGAGAGUUGUAUACAUGCAGCGCAUAACACUUUUUAAAAAGACAAUGUAUUGUGCGUGUCAGCUGUAAUAUAUAUCAAAUAGCUUAUAAAUAGAGCAAAUUGGCUAUUAGAUAAAUUUAUAAAAUUUUUAUUCCCACGAUAAAAGAAUAUAAUCAUCGUUUUCAGAGAAUAUAAAAAAGAUAAGUUGGCAGAUUUGUGUUGGAAAGUGAAAUUCUAUAAGUUUAAAUCAGAAAUAGGAUUCGAAGAAGAUUGACUUGAUAUAUUUUUGUCACUGAAAAUGGACGAUCAAGCCUGUCCGCGAUGCAAAACCACGAAAUAUCGAAAUCCAUCGUUGAAAAUGAUGGUGAAUGUAUGCGGUCACGCAUUGUGCGAAAGUUGUGUCGAUUUAUUGUUUCUGAAAGGUUCGGGAUCCUGUCCGGAAUGCAAGAUUCCAUUGAGAAGAACAAACUUUCGAGUUCAAAUGUUCGAAGAUCCUAUGGUCGAAAAAGAAGUGAGCAUAAGGAAACGCAUCUUGCGGGAUUACAACAAAAAGGAAGAAGAUUUUGCCACGCUGAGAGAAUACAACGAUUACUUGGAAGAAAUUGAAAGCGUUGUAUACAAUCUGACUCACAACAUUGAUGUGAUUGAAACAAACAAGAAGAUAGAACAGUAUAAGAAGGAUAACAAAGAGCAAAUAGUGAAAAGUAAAUCUAAACUCGGCAGAAGCGAGCACGAGCUGGAGGAGAUAAUAGAAAUGGAGAAGCAAAAAGAGGAAGAGAGGAGGAUAGAACUUGCAAAGGAGGAAGUUGAGACGAAGAAAAAGAAAAUACGCGAGAAAGAAGCUCUGAUAGACGAGCUGACGUUCUCCGACGCGAAUGCCAAAAAUAUUAUUCAGUCUUUCGCUUCCGCGAUACAGAAGCAAAAGACGGAGGAGAAAAUUUCUUCCGCUCCUGCUGUUAAAAUUACUCAGUUUAGUACGGGUAUCAAAUUUGGUACUCCGGGAGGAGGAAACCAACCUUAUGUUCCUGUUUCAAAAGCGGAGGAAGGUCCUCUAUAUACCUACACGCCCGUUCGGCAACAAACGGACGGGCCAUUGCCACCUAAUUGGCGAGAACUACAGACUCGCGGAUACGUUUCGCAUAUACGUCCUGAAUCCGAUGCGGAAAGGGCGGGCGGUUUUAAAGCGAAUUUCGCGUGUUUGCGAGCGCUCCAGGAAGCAAUGGCCAGUCUAUAUCACAAUCCGUCACAAACACAGACGGGACUUCCAUCUGUCUGACUAUGCAAAUUACUUUUGGACAAGUGUGAUAGUACCUCUGACUGUUUUUAUUAUUAUUUAAUAUCGAGAAUUGAUCGAAUGUCAAUUUAACGAGAGUAUUGCUUUUGUUUGUUUUUUUUCUUAUCUGGCGUGUUUAUGUGCUACAAUUGUGCUUCGAGCACAAAUUGAUAUGUAUAAACUGAAAUUGCCAAAGCACAUUUAUCAUCAGGGAAGCAAUUUCCUGCUCUGUAUAUUAUUCUAAUAUUUUUUUCUUUUUGUAUUAAUUGUGAAGAAUUAUUAAUACUAUUGAAAAGAGUCGUUACAUUCCUCUUGGAUGGAAGAAGACACAAAAGAUAUCGAAUAAUUGUAUACGAAAGUUUUUUUUUUACUAAAUGUUGGAAAUUAAACAAAAACAGAAUACACACAUGUGGACAUUGUAAAUAUGUAUAUUCUACAUUAAAAACAAAUCUGCAACAAAAAAAAAAAUAAAAGUUUAGCAUAUUUAAGUCACGUUUCCAAUUUGUAUUGUGUUUUCCUUUGU
This is a messenger RNA of Pseudomyrmex gracilis, 2003 nucleotides long. RefSeq names its product CDK-activating kinase assembly factor MAT1 (gene Mat1). The transcript has 3 exons. Gene Ontology annotation, cellular component: transcription factor TFIIH holo complex. Gene Ontology annotation, molecular function: cyclin-dependent protein serine/threonine kinase activator activity. Gene Ontology annotation, biological process: nucleotide-excision repair; regulation of transcription by RNA polymerase II; positive regulation of cyclin-dependent protein serine/threonine kinase activity. Lineage: Eukaryota; Metazoa; Arthropoda; Insecta; Hymenoptera; Formicidae. The record is from RefSeq and is a predicted model, not a curated record. Bases 506 to 1483 code for a protein of 325 amino acids.